Ustilaginoidea virens is the source of this 1032-nucleotide messenger RNA. RefSeq lists its product as uncharacterized. The coding region runs from base 1 to 1032 and encodes 343 amino acids. The record is from RefSeq and is a predicted model, not a curated record. The transcript has 2 exons. NCBI's taxonomy places the organism in Eukaryota, Fungi, Ascomycota, Sordariomycetes, Hypocreales, Clavicipitaceae.
AUGGCGCAGCGGACGCCGACCAGCUGCCAGCUCAACGCCGCGGCGAGACCAGCGAGACCGGCAGCCUGGCACCACGGCGGCCGAGCCUCGAGAGCGGCGGCGCUGCCCCCGACGACCGUCCCGCAGUCGCAGCCCCAGUCGCGCAGGGCCUCGAGCCGGGCCGACGCCGCCGCCGCCGCCGCCGCAGCCGCCAGGGGCAGCGGCCCGUCCGGGCAAACAGCCGCGUCCGGCGGAGCAGCCACGCCGCCCCCGGGGCAUCCCGCGGGCGUGCCGGGCGAGGGCAGGCCGCGCCGACGCGCCGGGCGGGCCCUCGGCAGGGGCCUCCUGGUGGUGCUCUUCGGGCUGGCGUCGUGCGGCGCGGGAGCGUACGCGUCGUGGCGCGCCCUGAGCAGCCGCGGCAUGGGGUUCUACUCGGACGCCGAGAGCCUGGAGCGCUUCGCGCCCGGCGAGGGCGAGGGCGAGGGCGACGCGCAGGCGCGGCAGGUCGAGCAGGCCAUCAACGCGCACCCGCUGGUGGCGGAGCUCCGGCGGCGCGGCGAGCGCGGCGAGGUCGUCGAGUCGCGGCCGCACAUGAAGAUGCCGCGGGCGUACCGGGCGCGCAGCCUGACGGGCGGCGCGCUCGCCGGCCCCGGACGCGUGCCCGUCCCCGCGUACGCGUGGGUCGAGCCCGGCGGCCGGUCGCUCGUGUCGGUGGUGUUUGUCGGCGACGACCUGUGCGGCCACCCGGGCCUCGUGCACGGCGGCUUCCUGGCCACCAUGCUGGACGAGGGCCUCGCGCGCUGCUGCUUCGGCGCCCUGCCGCACGGGGUCGGCGUCACGGCCAACCUGACCGUCGACUACCGCGCGCCGGUGCCCGCGGGGAGCUACCUGGUGCUGCGGGCCGAGACGACGCGCGCCGAGGGCCGCAAGGCCUGGGUCAAGGGCCGCAUCGAGUCGUUGCCCGCGGGGGGGGAGGCGCCGGUGCUGUAUGCCGAGGCCACGGCGCUGUUUGUGUCGCCCAAGUUUGCGGCGAUGCUGCCCAAGCUUGCUUGA